Molecule: messenger RNA, 894 nt
Organism: Symbiodinium pilosum
Lineage: Eukaryota; Dinophyceae; Suessiales; Symbiodiniaceae
Source: the annotation of a GenBank genome assembly
AUGGCAGUGGGUGUGGAGGUGCAGACGGAGGCCGACUCCCGCACUGGUGGCACUUACCUUGCUAGGGCGGCUGACUUCAAGCGACAGUCAGGCAUUGACGACUUCACUUUCCCGGCGCUGUUUGCCCGAAGGGCCAAGGCCUACCUGGAGAAGCAUCCUGAGGUCAAGAUGGACGAUCUAGCUGCGGUGGGCGUGAAGGCCUACGCUAAUGGCAACAAGAACCCUUUAGCGCACAUGCACACUGUCAAGUUGCCGCUAGAGAAGGCCGUCUCGGGCCCUGAGUUCCUCAAGAAUGAGGAGCUCAAGCCUUUUGUGCGAGCGACGCACUGCUCCCAGGUCUCUGACGGCGGCGCUGCUGCCAUAUUCGUGUCGGAGGAGGGCCUCCAGAAGUGCGGCCUCAGCAAACACGACGCUGUGGAGAUCGUGGCAGCAGACUAUGGAGCAGGCGACCUGUGGUCCGAUCCGGCGGACCUGGCUGUGAUGGACACCACCAAAGCCGUGGUCUCAAGGAUGCUGGCAGCUGCAGGCGUGAAACCAUCUGACCUGGAGGUGGCUGAAGUCCACGACUGCUUCGCCAUAGCGGAGAUCCUGAUGUAUGAAGCGAUCGGCCUGGCGCAGCCCGGAAAAGGCACAGAACUGGUGAAGUCUGGCGCCACUUCUUUGGAGGGCAAAAUCCCCGUCAACACAGGUGGCGGUUUGAUCUCCUUUGGCCACCCGGUCGGCGCAACUGGAGUCAAGCAGGUCCUGGAAAUCUACCGACAGAUGAAGGGACUUUGUGGAGACUACCAGUUGAAGUCCCGGCCAAACCUUGGUCUUUGCGUCAACAUGGGCGGCGAUGACAAGACCUGCUCCGCGAUGUUGCUUCGAAAUACGGCUCCAGCAAGCAAACUGUGA